Glarea lozoyensis ATCC 20868 is the source of this 2487-nucleotide messenger RNA. RefSeq lists its product as uncharacterized. The transcript has 2 exons. The coding region runs from base 1 to 2487 and encodes 828 amino acids. The record is from RefSeq and is a predicted model, not a curated record. Lineage: Eukaryota; Fungi; Ascomycota; Leotiomycetes; Helotiales; Helotiaceae.
AUGAGUGGCCCAUCGAGGGUGUCCUCGGAAACUCGACAGGUUCGUCCUCACUCACAAUCAAUCACCUCACCUACGCUCAGCCGGCCUUGGAGUCAACAAGAAGAGAUUGAUCGAUUCGCAACAAUUCCGCAUAUACGCAGCGACAUCUCAGAUAAUGUCUCGCCUAUUUCAACGACACAUGUCGCGAAGGAACUACCACCCAUUCCGCCAUUGUCAGCAAUUGCGUCGACUGAGGAGCCAGAGCGGGAGGUCAGCGAGCCAAAGUCCGAAAGCAAGCAUGAAAUCCCCGAGGCGUUGAGAAUUGUACAUCCUAGUUUUUCACGACCUCAACGACCAAGAUUACAUAUAAAUUCUGAGUCCGACUUCAUAGAUGAAGAUGCUAGAGCUUCACAGAUUCAGAAACGUGGGACUGUUAUUGCACGGAAACCAGUGGCGGUACCUGGAGUCCAUGUUGAAUCCAGAAGGCCGUCAUCGACGACGCCAUCGCCUCAUUCUCAUCAGCUACCACGUAGAACAGUGUCCUCUGAUGGUUUAGGCAAUCAUACUGCAAUUGAUACCUAUGGGUCGAGAAGAUCCUCUCGGGUCAUGAGCAACAGCUUCAUACACUGGUCCAAAGUUAUCUGCGGUUACUUAUCUCUGCUCAUUCCUAUCCCUUUCUUCGUACUUGCUAUCGGACUUGCAACUUUGGAUGGAAAAGCUACUGAACAAAGGAGCAACUGGGACGUAUACCAGAACUUGACGAAAGUUGCUGGGACCUUGUUCCCAAUAGCCUUCGCUCUUAUGCUCGGAAGAGCGCUGCUGAAAACGGCAUCAUACUCUCUGGAACGUGGCAGCACACUUCAGAAAUUGGAACAGCUGAUGGGGAGUCGAACAUUCAGUGGAGCCAUAGGAACACAACUCCAACUCCGCAGCUUCAACACUCUCGGGCUUCUAAUAAUAGUGUUGUUCUUGCUAUCCCCUGUUGGAUCCCAAGGGUUUCUUCGUUUCAUAUACCCUAGCAUAAGCUCAAAAUCCUCCAUAACGACCAUACCCUACUUCACGACUGACUCCCAGUCGCAACUCGCCGAUAGCGAUAUAUCCACCUGGCCUGCAACAGCGUUUAGUAUACUUAAUUCAAUCUAUAUUGCCGCGGUUCUUACCCCAAUUUCGAAAAAAGCCUCUCCGCUGGAUCUAUGGUCUAAUAUCAAAAUUCCAUUCUUGUCCUCUCUACCUUCCAUCAACACUACCGAGUAUGUUCCGAUACCCUCUGAUACAACGAUAGUCUACGUAUCUCUUGUUGGAAUCCCAAUAUCCGGUCUCCAAACCGGCCGUACAACAUUUGCCCUCGAGUCGAGCUAUCUUGAGUUGAACUGUGGAGAGCCAGCGCGACAAACGGGAGUCUUCAGCCUGACGACAUUACAGGCGAAUACAUCUACUAUAAACGAAACAUUUCACGGGACUUCGGCUGACGUAGAUAUUAAUGGUACCGCAGGCUGGAGUCUGGGCCUCCAAAGAUUCAUUAGCCCGCUUUUCAAUGCUACACAAAGCAUUCCGUCGCCUGUCCCAAAGGUAUGCCCACUUCCACAGAUAGGCUCGCCGAAUCCCCCUCAACCAUUUAUAUCGGCGCCCUGUGCGCUCUCGGCGCUUGGAGCAGAUCAAAUCGGUUCUUCCACCCUCUUGUUCCAAGCAACAAUUCCAAGUGCAGCGGACGGCUCGACUAUCCAAGCGUUUUGCCAGAUGAAAACCGUCUAUGUCGAGUCAGAGGUGCUUUGUACCGGAGACUCGCUACCUUUAGCAUGUCGAGUAACAGGACAGCGUAAAUCUUUGCUACCACAUGCCCCAGAGCUUCUCACGCCAUUGGCAUUUCCAGCAGUAUUCGCACAACUCUCAAAACUACUUCCACGAGCAUUUAAAACGACACUUGAAUCACGAACCGCAGACCCGUCGUUACUGUACCUUAUCAACCCAGAUCCAGCAUCACUAAUAGAAACAUCAGUGACUCUGAACAUAGCCAAUAUCACAGGAGAGAUUCUGAGCAGGAGACUAGCGCAGUUGAUAAACACCUACUACAUGCUCUCACAGGCACCAACAAUUAUCCCGCUAGGCGGCCCAGAAGCAGCAAUGAUGAAGGGCUAUCCUUCUCUGACCGCAGACGUCACAGUAAGUGACGAGUUUUGGAAAAUCAACUGGGGAUGGUUCAGCGUGGCAAUCGCUGGGACGUUAGUCAUGUUCGUAGCUGGAGUUGUAGCUAUAGUCUUGGAUCUCAAGACUACCAAUCCCGAGUUCUUGGGAACUGUCAGUAGUCUUCUGUUGGAUUCGAAGUUUGUGGAGAUGGAAAGGAAAGCAGGGGAGGAUGCUUGGGAGACAAGCGUCAGAAAUAAAGGGUUGAGGUUGAAGAUGGGGGCGCUAGGGACGCAUAUGGGAGCUCCAGUUGUUGUUGCGCGGGAAGAUGAUGUGGUGAGCAUGAGGAGUAGGGUAAGGAGUAUGAUGUCUUCUCGGUAUAAUUGA